Frankliniella occidentalis (western flower thrips) is the source of this 662-nucleotide messenger RNA. RefSeq lists its product as uncharacterized. The transcript is spliced from 5 exons. Bases 111 to 587 code for a protein of 158 amino acids. NCBI's taxonomy places the organism in Eukaryota, Metazoa, Arthropoda, Insecta, Thysanoptera, Thripidae. The record is from RefSeq and is a predicted model, not a curated record.
GGGGGGGGGAGGGAGGUCCAGCUGCAUGGUCUGGCUCCCCGACUCACGGCCAGGACGCGCACACGCACUACAGCCACAGUCCUUCCGUGUGAGCUUCACGUGCCCCAGCAAUGGCAGAUUACACUAUUAAGAGGUUGAAGAAUGAGCUGGUGGAGAUUAAGAAGUCCCCACUACCGUACGCAAAUGCUGAGCCACGAGAUGAGAACCUCCUUCUGUGGGAUGGUGUUGUACUAGGUCCUGUUGGGACACCUUAUGAGGGGGGAAAGUUCCAUUUCAAAAUGGAGUUUAUCUACAGGGAUUACCCUUAUGAACCUCCUAAGGUAACAUUUAAGACCAAGAUUUUUCAUUGCAAUUUUAACACCAUUGGUAACGUAUGCCUUAGUACCCUAAAACUUCCAGAAGAUAAGGGAACAUGGAGAAGUGCAAUGGGUAUUCAAAGCAUUCUCAUCAGCAUUCACCAGCUGAUGGCAGAACCCAACUCGAAGGAUUCUCUAACACCGUCCAUUGGGGACCUGUAUGACGACAAAAGAGACAAGCAUGACGAAAUUGCAAGAAUGUGGACAGAGCGCUAUGCUAUGGAGGAUUAAAAUCAAUUAUUGAUAAUAAGUGAUAGUACUUUUUGUUGCCUCGUAGUACCAAUAAAACAGCAAAUUUAAACUUCA